UGUAACUUCUUGACUUCUUGUCCCAGGAUAAUAAAGUCAAAAUAUUUAUUUAUCUCUUGUUUUUUUUUCGGCUAAAUCUCAUCUGAAUACAGAUACCAUACCAAAUCAUUUGCUGAUUUUAUUUUAAUAGCUUGAUUUCUUUCCUAAAAAACAAAAGGAGUUGUUAGUAAUGGUGCUAUAUGAAAGGAGCAUUCAACUUUAGACACUUAUCUUUUUCUUCGUUUUCAUUUCUUCUUUAUUUACUUGGUUUUUUCAGUUCAUAAGUAGAGCCUAAAAAUAAAUUAGACAGCACCAAGUUUGAAGAGCAUGGCUUCCAAUAUUGUGACAAUAAUUUCAAGCUUUGUUAUAGCAGUGAUAGUAGCUAUCACAGUUCAGAUCUUCUACUUCUCACCCAUAGAUCCACUACCAUUGGAGAUUCCACCUUCAUCUUCAGCUAGACACAACCAAUUAAAGAACAUAAUUAAGCUAGGAGAAGGGGUUCUGAAGGAUCCAGAAGAUGUUUGUUUUGACAAAGAGGGAACUCUGUAUGCUGCUACAAGAGAUGGUUGGAUUAAAAGAUUACCAAGAAAUAAUGGAGAUUGGGAGAAUUGGAAGCAUAUUGAUAGUAACACUUUGCUAGGAAUCACUCCUUCUAAAGAUGGUGGCCUAAUCGUAUGUGACGCUACAAAGGGUUUAUUCAAGGUUACAGAGGAUGAUGGUUUCACUGUUCUCGUUUCAUCACAAGGGAAUGGUUCUCAAAUCAAUUUUGCAGAUGAUGUGAUAGAAGCAUCAGAUGGAAGUAUAUAUUUCAGUGAUGCUAGCAAAAAGUAUGGUUUGCAACAUGUGCAUCUGGAUUUGCUAGAGGCAAGACCACAUGGACAACUUCUAAAGUACAAUCCAACUUCAAAUAAUGUUGAUAUUGUCUUGGACAAGCUGUACUUUGCCAAUGGAGUUGCACUCUCCAAAGAUGAAGAUUAUCUUCUUCUGUCUGAAACCUGGAAAUCCAGGGUUCUGAGGCAUUGGCUAAAAGGAGCAAAUAAAGGCAAAACAGAUAUUUUCAUUGAAAACCUUCCGGGUGGACCUGAUAAUAUCAAUCUAGCUCCUGAUGGUUCAUUUUGGAUAGCUUUGGUUUCGCUAACUAAUAAUGGAUUGGAGUUUAUGCACAAAUACACGGUAAUUAAGCACUUACUAGGUUCAUUUCCAAGGUUAUAUGGCCUUACGAGUGGUGAAACCAAGAAGGCAACAGUGGUCAAUGUGGCAACUGAUGGCAACAUAACCAGAAUAUUUGGUGAUAAUGAUGGUAGAGUGAUUAAUUUUGUGACUUCAGCUUUCGAGUUUGAGGAUCAUCUUUAUUUGGGCAGUCUCAAUUCCAACUUUGUUGGAAAAUUACCUUUGCACAGUGCUUAGAACUUUGUUAUAUAGAAUAGAAGCAUGUAGUAUUAUUGGUAGUUAGAUAAACACUUCAAAUACUCAAGGGAAUCGGUCAUUUUGUAUCAUGUCAUAAUAGAUUCGUUUGUUUAUGUAUUUCAAGAAAAUCCACAAACAGAAAAUUGAGUAGUGUGUUUUU
This is a messenger RNA of Arachis ipaensis, 1546 nucleotides long. Its product is annotated as protein STRICTOSIDINE SYNTHASE-LIKE 4. Lineage: Eukaryota; Viridiplantae; Streptophyta; Magnoliopsida; Fabales; Fabaceae. The record is from RefSeq and is a predicted model, not a curated record. Gene Ontology annotation, cellular component: endomembrane system. Gene Ontology annotation, molecular function: hydrolase activity.